UGCAUACAAAAAUUUCACUGGAUUAUUACAAUUAAUGGCAAAAGGACUGUUAUUUCCUGCUGACACACUACAGCAAAAGAUAGAAAUAACAGACUUAAAACCAGUUGGGUGUUUGGGUGUGUUUUGUUGGUGAAAAUACUAAUGGCCUAAGACUUUUUCACAGUACUGUAUAUCUGCAACUAAAUGAGUGUGUAUGUAUGUCGGUGUAUGUGUGUGUGCAAGCAUGCUUAUUAAGUACUAAUAUACUAGUUUAAUCAUUUCAUUUCAGUGUGUGUGUGUGUCUGUGAGCCUAUUCUCCAUUCUGGAUGUGUUUUACUGUCAGCUAUACCUCCAAGUACAUCCUAGACCCUAAAAGCAUACCACCUUAAAGACCUUAGAAUGCUUGAACCCCGGUAAUCACUGCUUGCAGCUAUAUUUUGAUUUGGUUCUACAGGCCUAAAAAACACUCACACACAAUAUCAUCUUUAAAUCUAAAAUUGUACCUUUUUUUAUGUAAGAUUCAUGGCAAAUGAUGAAAUCAGCACUGAGAUUAUAGAAACAUCUGCACUGAUGACAUAUGAGGUUCUGUAAACAAAAUAAGGCUCAGCCCAUCUAAAGCUCUAUAAAAACAGCACAAAUGGAGGAGAGUUAGGAGGUUAGGAGGUAGACUCUAUUUGCCUUGAGGUACAUCACAACUUACACCUUCCGACUUCAUGAGGUUUUUUAUGGCUAAGUUUUGCUGUCAAGAUGAACAUAACCAAAAACAACAAUUUGAGCAGCACGUCUAAUUUGAACAACGGAAAUGAGAAGCUUUUGCUGGUGCAGGUACUGGUGGGGAUUCUUCUCUAUGUGAACGGACUGAUGAUUUUCACCUUUUUGAAGAAAGAGACCUUCAGGGAAACACGCUACAUUCUGUUUGCUCAGACUCUUUUCGCUGACUCUGCUCUUAUGCUGUUGACUGAUUUAACCCUCAUGGGGUCGUUUUACCAGUACCCUGUGCAUAUAAUUCCUUGUUAUAUCUUCUGCACACUUACAUCUUUGGUCUCUGUUGUUUCACCCAUGACUCUUGUAGCCAUGUGUUUGGAGCGCUAUGUAGCCAUAUGUAUGCCUUUAAGACAUUCUAGCAUCUCCACUCCUAAAAACACCUUUAUUGGGCUUCUCGCCAUAUGGAGUGUCAGUUUUAUAAUCCCAUUGUUUAUUUUCAUAGUCUGUUUUGUCUAUAUUCCUCCUGGUGUCUUGCGCCUUUAUGUUGUGUGUACAGUGGAGGCCAUGUUACAGAUAAAAUGGCUGGCAGACAUGAGAGCGAUGAGUCUGCAGCUCUUAUUCAUCAUUAUGUUGAGUAUUAUUGUCUCCACCUACAUCAAGAUUGUGUUGGCGGCCAGAUCUGCCUCCUCAGAGAAGAAAAACUCCACAAAUAAGGGUCUCAAAACUAUAAUUCUCCAUGGAGUUCAGCUGCUUCUGUCUAUGAUGCAGCUUAUAAUCCCUUACAUAGAAAUGCCUUUAUGGAAAGUAAAUGUCAUGCUGUUUGUGAAUGUAAGAUACUCAAAUUUCAUUUUGUUUUUGAUCUUGCCUCGUUGUUUGAGUCCCUUAGUUUAUGGAUUACGAGACAAAAAGUUUUAUAAUGCUCUUAAAUAUUACGCCUUUUGUGGCAUUUUGGUAUGUAAUAAGCACAAAAUAAGAGAUGGUAAAACCUUUAGAGGUGUAGUAAGCAUUUCCAUACACAAUUAA
This is a messenger RNA of Cyprinus carpio (common carp), 1707 nucleotides long. RefSeq names its product odorant receptor 131-2-like. Gene Ontology annotation, cellular component: membrane. The transcript has a single exon. Gene Ontology annotation, molecular function: G protein-coupled receptor activity. Gene Ontology annotation, biological process: G protein-coupled receptor signaling pathway. The record is from RefSeq and is a predicted model, not a curated record. NCBI's taxonomy places the organism in Eukaryota, Metazoa, Chordata, Actinopteri, Cypriniformes, Cyprinidae. Bases 727 to 1707 code for a protein of 326 amino acids.